AAAGGCCCAAUUUGUCCAUAGAUGUCCAAAUUCGACGACCUGCUGAAGCAGCUCGGGACGGGAGUGUGGAACGUGCUCGUGGUCGUCGCCAUGUGCUACUGGAUACCGCAGAUAGCCUGCCAGAACAUGGGAGCCGCUUUCUUGACGCCCGACCUGGCCCACACCUGUAGGCUGCCACCCGACGCGGCCACGGCAGUGAGCAACGACACUAGGUCGCAGUGCAGCUACAACGCCACGACCUCCAGCGGGAGCACCGAGGAACGACCCUGCCUCCAGUGGGACUUCGACAACUCCACUUUCACUAAUACCAUCACGUCCGAGUUCAGCCUGGUGUGCGACCGGAGCUACCUGCGGGCGGCCUACAAGAGCGUGUACUUCCUGGGCGGCUUCUUCGGCGCGAUGCUCAACGGCUGGCUCUCCGACAGAUUUGGUCGCAAAAUAAUGCUAAGUGUAGGAAGUGGGAUUUUCACUCUUACGUCGAACAUCACUAUCGCAUGGCAUUGCCGAGUAUCAACACCUUCCAUGGAGGUGAACGAACCCAAGUACAGGGCGGCCGUUGGCGUCCUCAUCUUCCUUCCGUGGGCCCUCACCGUCAUCGUCCUUGGAGGCUACGGUUACCUCCUGCGGGACUGGCGCUGGUUCGGCGUCACGACCUCCCUGCCCUGCCUGCUCUUCCUCCCGAUGCUCCUGUUUCUGGACGAAUCGCCACGCUGGCUGAUCGUGCGCGGCCGACAUGACGAUGCGCUGCGCAUCCUCCGCAAAGCUGCGCGCUGGAACAAGGCUCAGCUGCCGCCCGAGGAAGAGCUGCGCGCCCUCAUGGACCUCAUCAGGAAGGAGGCACUGACUGCGUCGACGGAAAGCGCUGCGUCCUCCUCGGGGCUUGUCAAAUCCUUAAAGAAUAUAAUGGAAGACGUUAUUGUGCUUGUAAGAACGAGGAGGAUGCGCAGCAUUACGCUGUCGUUCUAUGCCCAGUUCUUCGUGCUGGGAAUGGUCUACUACGGCCUCUCGUUCGGCGCCGACAAGCUGGGCGUGGACCCGUUCGUGUACAUGGCGGUCAGCGGGGUGAUGGAGGUCCCUGGCGGCACGCUGACCAUUCCUCUCGUAGAGAAGAUGGGCAGGAGAGCCUCGAGCACGCUGUUCUUCGUGAUCACCGCCGGCUCGCUCUUGGUGCUCGGCUUCAUCCCAGAUGCCUUGGAGUGGCUGGUGAUUACAAUGGCCAUGCUGGGUCGGUUGGCUAUCUCGGUAGCCUUCCAGGUCGUGUACCUCUAUGCCAGCGAACUCUUCCCGACUGAGGUGCGCGUCCGAGGGCUCGGGACUUGCACGAUGCAAACAACGGUCGGCGCCAUGCUAGCCCCUUUCAUUUUGGAGAUACUGGGCUCCAUCAAGUCAUGGGUGCCCCUGUUUGUGUGCGGCGUGGCAGCCUUCGUGGCCAGCGUGACGACGUUCUGGCUGCCCGAGUCCCGCACGGCGUCCAUGCUGGACACCGUGGCCAGUCUGGAGGCCGCUCACAGCGGGGCCAAGGAAUCAAGGGCUGCUUCGCUGGACCGAGAGAUGGAGAACAAGGAAACUGACGCGCAACAAGCAUAGAAUGUUAUUAUUGUGGCAGGUAUACAUCUCUCAUUCCAUUUACAGAUCACUUCUAAUGCAUAGCGGUAUAUAGUUGGAUAGAUAAUAAUACUUAUACAGAGCUAUACAUAUAUACUUACAUACACAGAAACAUUUAAUUAAGCUUACAU
Penaeus vannamei (Pacific white shrimp) is the source of this 1736-nucleotide messenger RNA. NCBI's taxonomy places the organism in Eukaryota, Metazoa, Arthropoda, Malacostraca, Decapoda, Penaeidae. The record is from RefSeq and is a predicted model, not a curated record.